This is a messenger RNA of Malus domestica (apple), 1467 nucleotides long. NCBI's taxonomy places the organism in Eukaryota, Viridiplantae, Streptophyta, Magnoliopsida, Rosales, Rosaceae. The record is from RefSeq and is a predicted model, not a curated record.
AUGACUGGGUCUGGAAGCAGCGAUUUACGAGCUCUCGUUUUUUAUGGAAUGGACUUCGAGUUCUGGAAGGUGAGAAUUGUCACCAUCGUAUGGGAUUUGGAAACUGUGAAGGAUUGUCAUCAGCCUAAGAAAACAUAUGUGGCCAACUAUUUGAACCAUGUUCAGAACAAUACAAGGAUGUUAUAUGCUUGCCAUAAGGCCUAUGUGCAAGAAAAUAGUGGUGUUUGGCAUCUGGACAGUGGUUGCAGCAACCACAUGACUAGUACUGAAUCAUUGCUUAUCAACAUUGACAUGAGUAUAAGGUGUAAGGUGAAAAUGGGCACAUGGGACUUGGUUGAUUCAAUUGGGAAAGGGACUCUGGUAGUGGAGACUAAGAGAGGAACUAGGUAUAUACCAAAAGUCAUGAUCAUACCUGAUUUAGAUGAGAACAUUCUCAGUGUAGGCCAAAUGGUAGAAUAUGGGUAUUGGCUAGUAUUUGGUGAUUUCAUGGCUUGCAUAUUUGGUGACAGGGAACUGCAAAACCAUGUUGCAACUGUGCAAAUGACGGGAAAUAGAUGUUUCCCUCUAAUGUUUGAAUCUGUGGAUCACAUUGUAGCAAAUAAAGUAACUAUUGAAAGAAAUACAUGGAAAUGGCGCAGAAGAUUUAGGCAUCUAAACUAUGACAGUUUGAGAAUGCUGCAAGAAAGGUGCAUGGUGUAUGGUGAAGAGUGUAUUACUGGUGUGCACAGCAAUGUUUCUAAUGCUGUGAAUAUGGAGAGUGAGAUCCAACUCACAGAAACUUAUGACAAUACACCAAAGAAGUGGAGAAACUUAAAUGAAGUGUUUGCUCAGUGUAGACUCAGUGUCAUUGACCCUGAGAACUACAAUAAAGCCUUUCAAGAUGAAGCUUGGAAGAAAGCAAUGAAUGAUGAGAUCACUAUGAUUGAGAAGAAUGCAAGAUUAGUUGCCAAAGGGUACACUCAAAAGCCUGUGAUUGAUUUUAAUGAGACUUUUGCACCUGUAGCUAGAUUAGACACUAUAAGGACUCUCAUUGCUUUGGCAGCACAGAAAGGGUGUAAAUUAUUCCAGUUAGAUGUAAAGUCUUAUUUUCUGAAUGGGAUCCUUAAAGAAGAAGUGUAUAUAGAUCAACCAAAUGGGUAUCUUGUCAAGGGAAAAGAACACAAGAAUUGCAAACCUAUCUCAAUCCCUCUACUUCCCACUGAUAAGCUAAGGAAAAAUGAUGGGAGUGAGGCUGUAGAUGAGGAAUUGUAUAGAAGAAUUGUUGGCAGCCUUCUGUAUUUGACUGCAACAAUGCCUGAUAUCAUGUACUCAGCAUGUGUACUUACCAAGUACAUGCACUGUCCAUCCACUAAGCAUCUUGGCACUGCCAAGAGAAUCCUGAGAUAUAUGCAAGGGACUGUGGAUUAUGGAAUCAAGUAUAAGAAAGGAAAUGCAGCCUUGCUUAUAGGUUUCUGUGACAGUGACUGA